AUGCCCAUAGCAUCCAAAAACGUCACCAGCCUGCAGUCCAAGAUAUGGAGUGGAUCUUUACCUCUGGAGAUCAAACUCGCGGCUCCGGACUGCCGCAGCUACGAUGAAUCAGAGACCUAUCUCGUCCAACGACCACGACUUUCGUAUCUGGCUUUCCUCCUGCCGCGGCUACAUGCCUUCUUUGCGCCUAGCCUGAUUGAUCCCGCGGUCUCGUCUCACGAUGCUUGGUUCUCAUUCGAAGACGUCCCUCUGAAGUGGCACUAUCCUAUCGGAUUGCUGUACGAUCUCUUCUCUGGUGCCGAGCCGCUCGAUCUGGACUCAUCACCUGGGAUCGAAGACCCGACGUCGCAGACCACGGUGGAACCCAGCAAUGGAGUGACACCGAUUCCAUGGAAGUUGACAAUUCACUAUUCGGAACUGCCGCUAGAGCAUUUACUACAGCUCGAUGAAAAAGGUAAGACCAUGCAAGACGUGUUCAUCAACAAUGUCAAAGAGGCCGAUUUCAUCAGGAACGGUACGGCCCGGACGGUCAUGUCUUUGGGUAAAGAUGAUUCUGAUAACCUCUGGAGUGCGGUGCAAAACCACGAUCUCGCUCUUUUCAAUUCCGUGAACAACAAGCUGCUGAAUCCACCUGGCAUGGAACUCCGACACGUGCCAAUCAAGCUAUACCUCCCAACAUCGGCUAACAGUGCAGCCACCGACACUAUCCCUGAGGAGACCACUCCAGGCCAUUUGCGCGUAGUCCAGUCACUGAUACCAUUGCUCUUGCCAACCAAACAACCCCAGACACUUGGUACUGCCCUCAACAAGGUCCUGCCCAGUAUAUUUCCCAGUCGACGAAGUCCUAUCUAUGCCCGACCGGUUCUGCAUGGAGCGGCAGUGCCUUUGGCUGCACGGAUGGAUGAGCUUGGACGUGCGGCUGCAUAUACGGACGGCUUUCUGCACGUUGCUGUUGUUAUGCAUGGCUGA
Messenger RNA from Ramularia collo-cygni, 969 nucleotides. Its product is annotated as related to Autophagy protein 5. Gene Ontology annotation, biological process: C-terminal protein lipidation; autophagosome assembly; nucleophagy. NCBI's taxonomy places the organism in Eukaryota, Fungi, Ascomycota, Dothideomycetes, Mycosphaerellales, Mycosphaerellaceae. Bases 1 to 969 code for a protein of 322 amino acids. The record is from RefSeq and is a predicted model, not a curated record. Gene Ontology annotation, cellular component: Atg12-Atg5-Atg16 complex; cytoplasm; phagophore assembly site membrane. The transcript has 2 exons.